Rhododendron vialii is the source of this 2034-nucleotide messenger RNA. RefSeq names its product cytochrome b561 and DOMON domain-containing protein At3g61750. NCBI's taxonomy places the organism in Eukaryota, Viridiplantae, Streptophyta, Magnoliopsida, Ericales, Ericaceae. Bases 241 to 1434 code for a protein of 397 amino acids. The transcript is spliced from 5 exons. The record is from RefSeq and is a predicted model, not a curated record.
AUUCAAAAACACCAUCUAGUUGAGAUUAGGCCAGUGGGGUGUCGUUAGUUGAAGGAUUUGGCGGGAGCGAUAAUUACCCGCCACCUCCAACCACCGUUGCUACCACCACCACCAAUCAAUCAAUCUUCGAAUCGAAGCAACGAAAAAACCCAUCUCUCUCACCAACCCACACAAAAACUAAUCAAUGCCCCUUCACAUUCUACUUCACUCUACUUCGUGCAUCUCUUUCCUUCUUCCAAUAUGGAGGAUUCGAGAUUGAGGGUUUCUCACCUGGGGUUGGCGAUUCUGAUUGUUUUUUCGGGAUUCACGGUUUCGGCCGCACAAAAUGGGGGCGGCGACAGUACUGGUGAGACGGCGGCUCGCUGCAAUGCGGAUCUCUCCACGUUUAUCCCUCUGCCGUAUAGUGAUACAUCGAAUAUGGUGUGUAAGCCUGUUUGGAAUACGUAUGUUGUUCAGUACUCCCAAACCAAAGACCAUGUUGUGACCAUUGUACUAUCUGCUACAUACACCACUGGAUGGGUAGGGAUGGCGUUUUCAAAAGAUGGAAUGAUGCUUAAUUCUAGUGCCAUGGUGGGAUGGAUUAGUAAAGAAGGUCAACCACAUAUCAAACAGUAUUAUUUGAAGGGAUUUGAGCAGGGGGAUGUCAUACCAGAUAAAGGUGAUUUGCCACUCUCUAAUGUCCCAAAAUUUGUUGUCCUUCGUGAAGCCACGAUCUACAUAGCUUUUCAGCUCAAUUUUUCCGCUCCUCUUGGUCGUCAACCGGUUCUAUUGGCAUUUGGCACCAGAUAUCCCACAAAGCACCAUCACCUAUAUCAACACGACGCCAAAACAAGCAUGAUAUUCGAUUUCUCUGCAGGUUCUGUAUCUGUAUCUUCUGCUGCUGCACCUGAUAAAAUCGGUCAAACGAAGAGGACCCAUGGGAUACUGGGUUUGAUUGGAUGGGGUCUGCUUCUUCCUUAUGGCGUGAUUGCCGCGAGAUACUUUAAGCAUCAUGAUCCCCUGUGGUUUUACCUUCAUGCUGGCAUUCAGUUUGUGGGGUUUAUACUAGGGCUCGCUGGUAUCGUGCUUGGAGUGUCACUCUAUAACCAAAUCCAUGCCCAAUUUCACACACACAGAGGCAUCGGAAUCUUUGUUCUUGUUCUUAUUGUUCUCCAGAUCUUGGCAUUCUUCGCAUGGCCUGAUAAAGACAGCAAGAUCCGCAAGUAUUGGAAUUGGUAUCACCACUGGAUCGGAAGGAUUGCCCUUUUGUUUGGAAAUGUUAACAUCGUACUGGGAAUUCAAAUUGGUCAUGCGGGGAAUGAAUGGAAGGUUGGUUAUGGAUUUCUUCUGGGUACAGUUUUAGUUGCAAUUAUUGUUUUAGAAGUUUUGUCCAUGAAACGAAGGUUGAAGGAGACAGAUACCCAUCCAGCGUUUCAAAUGAACUCACUUCAGUGAAGCCAUCUUCAAGAAAACUGAUUAAAGGAGGAUUAAGAUCUAUGAUAAAUCUUGGGCCAUGAAGCUGCGCUCUGGUUUGUCUUCCGCAGUUUGGUAGGGUACAUGAAUAUCAAUUCAUGAAAGUAUACAUGAAGGGAAAUGGACGGUCAGAUUCACAGCUGGGUGAAUCUGAACCGUCCAUUCCCCUUCAUGUACACUACUUCAUGGAUUGAGGGUCAUGUGCCAUGCCAUUUUCCUUGUCUUCCAUGGCUGACUGGUGUGAAACUAAGUUCGAAGAUAUAUGUUUUGCCUUCUCAUCUGCGAAUUGCCUCCAUCUAAAGGGGACAAAGUUGCAAGAAAAGCUAGACUAUAGGUAUGUACAACAUGUUGUACGAUAUGACAUACCAAUGAGUGAGCUUGCUUCUUCCCCCAACCUCCUCCUUUGUAUCCUAUUCUCACCUCUCUCUCUCUCUCUCUCUCUCUCUACAGACUUGGUUCUUCGGUUUUGGACGAGAUAUUCUUUGUUCAUAUUAAUUCUUUAAGGCUUUGUAUGGUAAUGGAGGUACCCUUUUUUUGGAUUUAUAAGAAUUUCUGUUGACAGGCAUUGUUUUAAGUCAUCAA